AUGUGUACGACGUACGGCAUCAACGGCCUUUCUUGGCGUUUUAUUCCAGCUGGAGCACCUCAUAUGGGUGGUUUAUGGGAAGCAGGAGUCCGAAGUUUUAAACUUCACUUCCGUAAAGAAGCCCAUUCCGGCAAAUACACUUUUGAAGAACUUUCGACGGUCCUCGCUAGAAUUGAGGCAUGUCUAAACUCUCGACCUCUCAGUCCUAUGAGUGACGAUCCUAAUGACAUAGUGGCUCUCACACCAGGCCAUUUCCUAAUCGGGUCUCCAAUAUUAGCUCCACCUGAACCUUCGAUUUAUCAAUCUCCGCUUAGUCUUCUAAAUCGGUAUAGAAAAGUUAAGGCCUUGACUCAGCACUUCUGUCGUCGAUGGAAGGAAGAAUACUUGUCAGGGCUUCACAAACGUUACAAGUGGAAGUAUCCGGAACGCGAUAUAAUAACCGGAGAUUUAGUAGUUAUUCGAAAUGAGCAAAUGACACCCACUUCUUGGAAAAUGGGAAGAGUAGUUCGGACUUAUCCAGGAAGCGACAAUCACCACUAUGGAACGCAUUAUGGCCAUUAUGUGUCUGAAGCUGAUCUCCUUGAGGAGUAUGGUGAGGCAAUGGAGGUUGACACCGCAGCAGCCACGAAUCAACCGGGUUCUACCGACAAGUCCGACGAUGGCGCCACCAGUAUCGCCGCCGUGGAAAACCCACCAGUCUCCGUGGUCCCUGCACCAGAGGUCCCAAUGACCUCCAACGAAAACUCCACUGCACCUGCAGUGGUUUCAGCUCGAGAGGUACCUUUGACCUCACCUGAGCAACUGUCUGCCCCUAUGGCAGUACCGGCUCUAGAAGCCGAAACUACGCAAAAUCCUGAUCCCGUAUCAGGUGCCACGGAAACCUCAGAUUUUACCUCUUAA
Molecule: messenger RNA, 900 nt
Organism: Lucilia cuprina (Australian sheep blowfly)
Lineage: Eukaryota; Metazoa; Arthropoda; Insecta; Diptera; Calliphoridae
Exons: 3
Coding region: 1-900 (299 amino acids)
Molecular function (GO): nucleic acid binding
Source: RefSeq, a predicted model, not a curated record